This is a messenger RNA of Botrytis deweyae, 858 nucleotides long. RefSeq lists its product as uncharacterized. The coding region runs from base 1 to 858 and encodes 285 amino acids. Lineage: Eukaryota; Fungi; Ascomycota; Leotiomycetes; Helotiales; Sclerotiniaceae. The record is from RefSeq and is a predicted model, not a curated record. The transcript has 5 exons. Gene Ontology annotation, cellular component: intracellular anatomical structure. Gene Ontology annotation, molecular function: oxidoreductase activity, acting on NAD(P)H, oxygen as acceptor.
AUGGGAGACGACAAAUAUAAUAGAAAUGCCUUAGUCAAUCGGACAUUACCUCAGAUGCAGCUAGCGAAUGGCUUGAGCAACUCAGCACCUCCCUCAACUGAUACUGAAAAGGAUUCAUCAGUCACAGGCGGAGCAGGCACUCUAGCUUUACAAGGAGCUCGUGCCCUUCUCGAACACGGCCUUAGUGGAUUAGCUCUAUAUGAUAUCAGUCCAAAAGACGAUCAUCCUGGCAUAUCCGCCUUGAGGGCAGACUUUCCUAGUGCCAAGAUCCUAUUGAAACAAGUUGAUGUCACAAACGUGGAAAUUUUGAAUCAAGUUAUCGAUGAGACAGCAUCAACCUUAGGAAGUAUUGAUAUAUUGUGUUGCUACGCAGGUGUUGUCGGAUGUGUGCAUGCGCUCGAUAUAAGUGUCGAUGAAUGGAGACGCACUUUGGAGAUCAAUACAACUGGGGCGUUUCUAUGUGCACAAGCUGUUGCUAAAAAAAUGGUUGAUCAAAAAACUGGUGGUUCCAUUGUGUUCAUUGCAUCGAUAUCUGGUCAUACUGUUAAUUAUCCUCAACCUCAAAUCGCUUACAAUGUCUCCAAAUCUUCUUUACUUCAUAUGAAAUCAUGUCUUGCAGCUGAGUGGUCUCGAUACGGUAUCCGUACGAAUACCAUCUCUCCUGGUUACAUGGAUACUAUUCUCAAUGAAGGUGAUGGAUUAGAAGACGCAAGGAAUAUUUGGACAUCCAGAAAUCCAAUCGGUAGGAUGGGAAAUCCAGAAGAAUUGAGUGGAGCUUUGGUACUAUUAUGUAGUGGAGCGGGAAGUUAUAUUACUGGAGCUGAUCUGAUUGUCGAUGGAGGUCAAACUAUCUUUUGA